GUUUUGGAUCGGGAGACGUGCCUCGCGUCUCAAGCCGAAGUCGCACAUGCGCAGUUUGCGCAGAGCGCGGGGACUACACGUAGCCUUGGCAACGUAGAGAGGGGGAGUCCCGGCAACGCGCAGUCAACACUCACCUCGUUUAGGGCCCGAGCACGCAGCUCGCGCUCCGGGCGCCCUGUUUCCCCGGAAGACCAGCUCGACAAGGGCGGGAGCGAGAAGAAAAGCGGAGGCGGGCUGCUGCCGGGCUCGUGCGCGCGCUCCGGGCUCGCCGGCUUGUGGGUAGGCAGCGGCAGCGCGCGUCGCACGUCAGAGCUGGGCUUUACGCUCGCAGACGUCCUCGAGCUGCGUCGGGGUGCGAAUACUGCGGGACGGUCUGUGCAGAGCUUCGUUUUACCUAUGCGCACGGAUCAGGUGAGGAGGGAGAUCGGAUGAAUGGCCUCGCUAUGGAGGAAGUGCCGGUUUCUCGAGUCCACGCGCGGCGCAGAAAGAGGCGCCUGCCCAGGACGCCGCUCGCAGGUAUUCCAUGCGAGGACGAGUUCGACUGCAAGGAGCUAGAGAGCCUUUUUCAGAAGUACAAUCUGAAACUCGAGCAGACCGCAACGCUGAAAGCGCUGGCCGUGCUCAUCCUCGCUGCGUCCGCACUCGCGCUGGUCGAGCUGCUGUCCGCUGGCUCGCGCUUCACCGUCUCCAAGGGCUCGCACCCGGUGCACUGCGUCAUCUUCACCUCGCUCUUCAUCGUCACCAACGUCAAGUACCUGCAGGUGACGCAGCUGCAACAGAUCGCCAGGCUCGCGCUGCUCUUCAGCUUCACGUUCGCGCUGCUCUGCUGCCCGUUUCCGCUCGCUCUCGGGCCUGGCACGCAGCAAGGCGCGCACGGCGCACACGGACCCGACGCGGCCGCUACUGCACCUGAGCAAGGUGUGUGGCAGCUCAUGCUCGUCACAUUCGUCGCUUACUCCCUGCUGCCGGUGCGGACCCACUUAGCCGUCGUGUUCGGCGUGCUGGUCGCUGCGUCCCAUUUUAUCGUGACUGCCACGUCUCUAACUACCCUCAGACCGCGCGUCUGGAGUCCGCUGGUGGCAAAUGCAGUGCUGCUGAUUGGUGUGAACCUGUCGGGUGUAUUUGUUCGAGUCCUUACUGAGCGUGCCCAGAGGAAGGCCUUUCUGCAAGCUAGGAGCUGCAUCCAGGAACGCCUGCAGCUGGAAGACGAAAAUGAAAAACAGGAACGCCUUCUAAUGAGUCUGCUACCCAGAAACGUUGCCAUGGAGAUGAAGGAGGACUUCCUCAAACCACCAGAAAGAAUCUUCCACAAGAUCUACAUACAACGUCAUGACAAUGUGAGUAUCCUGUUUGCAGACAUUGUUGGGUUCACCAGUUUGGCUUCUCAAUGCACAGCUCAGGAGCUGGUCAAGUUGUUGAACGAACUCUUCGGGAAGUUUGACGAGCUCGCCACAGAGAAUCACUGCAGGAGGAUAAAGAUCCUGGGGGACUGUUAUUACUGUGUGUCUGGUCUGACCCAGCCCAAAGCUGACCAUGCACACUGCUGUGUGGAAAUGGGACUCGACAUGAUUGACACCAUCACGUCUGUUGCAGAGGCGACGGAGGUGGAUCUGAACAUGCGUGUGGGAUUGCACACAGGUCGUGUGCUGUGUGGGGUUCUGGGAUUAAGGAAGUGGCAGUAUGAUGUCUGGUCCAAUGAUGUCACUCUGGCAAACAUGAUGGAGGCAGGAGGACUUCCGGGUAAGGUUCAUAUCACUAAAGCCACUUUGGAAUGUCUGAAUGGAGAUUACGAGGUGGAGCCAGGCUAUGGGCACGAGAGACACGCUUUCCUCAGCAAACACGCCAUCGAGACCUUUUUUAUUGUGCCCUCUCACAGACGCAAGAUUUUCCCUGGCUUGAUUCUGUCUGAUAUAAAGCCAGCAAAGAAGAUGAAGUUUAAGACGGUCUGCUACCUUCUCGUGCAGCUCAUGCACUGCAGGAAAAUGUUUAAGGCUGAGAUUCCUUUCUCCAAUGUCAUGACCUGCGAAGACGAUGAUAAGAGGCGAGCUCUACGCACAGCAUCAGAGAAGCUACGCAACCGCACGUCCUUCUCGGGAGUAGCGCAUAACUCACCCGGAACACGUGUGAACCGCUACAUCGGAAGACUGAUUGAAGCUCGGCAAACCGAAUCGGAAACAGCAGAUCUCAAUUACAUCACUCUGACCUACAGGAGCAGAGAACGAGAGAGAACGUAUCAGCAGGUGUAUGAUGAUGGCUUUAUCAAUGCCGUGGUGUUCUCUCUCCUCCUCACUUCACUCUUCGCUCUCAUCUAUUUUCUAAUUAUCCCUCAAGGUCUGGUGAUCGUUAUUUUGCUGGUUAUUUGUAUCUGUUUUCAUAUGGCAAGUGUAAUGUAUCUUCACCUCACUCACAUGCAGUGCUCUCCGGACUGUCUUACUCUGCAGAUCAGGACGGUUCUGUGUGGCUUUCUGGUCCUUCUGACGUAUUCCGUGACCCAGGGCUGUGUAGUGGCGUGCAUGCCAUGGUCAUGGGAGGGCAACUCCAGCAUCUCCAUUUUCAGGGUUGUCAUAGUGAACAGCACGGCAGUGGGUACAGGUGUGUGUAAAUACACUCCGUACGUGUUCCUAUCUUGCGUGAUGGCAUCACUGUCUGUGGCUCUAUACCUGCGCGUGUCAUCACUACCCAAGAUUCUCUUACUUCUCCUCCUCAACGUCCUCCAUACCGUUGUCAUGGAGACCAGCGGUUACCGGCAAGCUGUGGGAGGAGGGUUCUUUCACACACAUGGGUAUGAUCCAGUUCUGGCGAUGCUCCUCUUCUCUGGUGCAAUGAUACUCCACUGCAGGCAACAGGACCUCAAACUCAGACUUGACUACCUGUGGGCCACACAGGCUGAAGAGGAUAGAGAUGACAUGGAGAAAGUCAAACUGGACAAUAAGAGGAUUCUGUUUAACUUGCUCCCUGCCCAUGUGGCCCAGCACUUUCUCCUGUCCAACCCACGUAACAUGGACCUGUACUAUCAGUCCUACUCUCAGGUGGGCGUCCUGUUCGCCUCCAUCCCAAACUUCAAUGACUUCUACAUUGAGCUGGAUGGAAACAAUAUGGGUGUAGAGUGUUUGCGGCUCCUCAAUGAGAUCAUUGCAGACUUUGAUGCACUGCUGGAUAAGGAGUGCUAUAAGGACAUUGAGAAGAUUAAAACUAUAGGCAGCACUUACAUGGCAGCAGUGGGCCUUGUUCCGACCACUGGAUCUAAGGCCAAGAAGUCCAUUUCUGAACAUUUACGUACAGUGGCAGAUUUCGCUAUACAGAUGUUCAGAGUUCUCGACGCGAUAAACUACCAGUCAUACAAUGACUUUGUGCUUCGAGUGGGUAUUAAUGUAGGUCCAGUGGUUGCAGGAGUUAUUGGUGCUCGUAGGCCUCAGUAUGACAUCUGGGGGAACACAGUGAAUGUGGCCAGCAGGAUGGACAGCACUGGAGUACAAGGCAAAAUCCAGGUGACUGAAGACGUCUUCCGGCUCCUCUCUGGCCAUUACCGCUUCCUAUGCCGUGGUCAGGUCAGUGUGAAAGGAAAAGGUCAAAUGCUCACCUACUUCCUAGAAAGUUGGUCUCAUGAAGGCCCUCUCCAAUCGUGCUCCCAGAGCUUGGAGCGCAGAGGAAGCCCAUGCAUCCAGACAAAGUUGAGCCACGCCCCCACUGCGACUAGUUAUGGGGUCAAAACACAGAAUGUUGGCCCUGGUCCCACCUCCUCCAACAACAGCAUCCUCUACCUGCCCUCCAUUUCUGUCGACGUGGAGAUGGAGGUGUGACUGACGAGGAGGCACUUUCUAUGGCAAACAACCUGUUAGCGAAUCAAGGGGGAGUGAGACGUGACGGACUGAGGGGAUGAUGGAGGACACAGAAGAACACACUCGCAUUGAGAAAGCAACGGGAGAGACGCAUGACUGAGAUUAAAGCAGUCUUCACUGUCCACAGGGUGACCGUGAUGUUUAUGAGUGAUGAGACAUUUAAAUCUCUCAUGCAGAGUAUAACUCUCCUCCCCACACACAUGCAAACAUAAUGAGCAGGUUUGUUUAUUUGUGUGUGUAUGUUUGUGUGUGUGCAUGUGCACGUGUGUGGGUGUUUGUUUUAAUGAGUCUUCCUCAGUCCAGCUAGAUAUCAGGGGCUCCUAAAGAGGAGCAUGUGUUUUACAGUAAUGGCAGCUUCACACCAACAAAGGAGCCGCACACACUCCUCUGUGUGUGAGUUUGUGUGUGUGUGUGUGUGUGUGUGUGUGUGUGUGUGUGUUUAUUUGCCUAUGAAAAUAAGCAUGUGUAUGCAGUGGGGACCAAACAUUUAUCAUUUAAACAGCGCUGUAUUUUACAUUUGUGUGUGUUUGAGUUCAUGUGUGAAGAACUUCACAGAAAGAGUAUUUAUGAGAAACCAAUCAAUGCCCACGGUGUGACGAGAAAACAAAAAUCCCAUUGGUGUUCUGUUUAGUCAGUGGGAAGUUUAUGAAAACCUGGGGCAAUUCACAGCCUGUAUUGAUGUACAGAAAACUGAAUCUUGUAUCCUUCAAAGUAUUUCUUCUUGUUGCCUUUAUGAGCGAAUUGACUGAGUGAACUGACUAUACAUUACAUCCAGAUGUUAAAAUCUUGUAAAUAUAUAUAGUCCUGUUAUCAUUAACAAUGAGAUAAGCCGUGAGUUCCAAACACCGGUAAAGUAAAGCUGCUAACGCUUACACACUGGUGCUUUGAGUAGGAACAUUCUUGACGUCAGUGCACACUUCCUGCUGCUCUUUGACCUUUUACUAUGAUGGAGAUGCCGUUUCUGGCACAAACACAAAUACAGAAAAAGCUUUUGUCUUGAAUAUACAACUCACACACACUAAAGGUGAACGUGUGUUCCCAGAAUUCACAAACAGUACGUGUGAAAUCAACAUGUAAAGCAGUGGCUUAGCUGUUCAUGAAGACUGAAAUGUACUAUAUCCGCUGCAGGAAACUUAAGUGUCCACUUGGGAUAAUGAGCAGCUUUGUAGAAGUUUGAAAAUAGCUCACAUGGCUUGUUCUUAUUUGUGGAAACAUUUGUGAUAUUUGCUCUAUUCAGAGUUUCUAAGUAGGCUAACACUCAACUGGGUUUUGCUAGUGCUGGUGGCAAGAGGAUUUUGCCUUGUGCUUGCACAAGUAGGAGUGCUAACACAGGAUAAAACCUGUGUUCGAUUUAAAUGGCAGAGUCAGCAGAUGGCUGCUGUCAUAUAUGCUCAAAAUAUACAUGGAUCGUCAUGUAUUGAGAAUAAAAAGGGCCUCGGACAUCUUGGUUUUGUGGUCACAAUGUGUAUUUGAUCUGAUCAGUUAGUCUCUCGUAUUUAUUUGAUAGUUUUUCAUUUCUUGGUGAAAUACUACUGUAACUGAUAUUUCUCCAAAUAUGCCUAGGGAAUGAAGUUGGCUUCAAGCUUGCCGUUCUGCAUGUCCCUCUUCGCAUGCCACAGUUCUACCUUGUCUUGUUCUUUUUGCUAGGUGCAAUGUGACUCUAAUGCAUGACUAAUGCAAAAAAACCUGAACAAAAAGGGUGAAACGUGUAAUGGGUAAUAUUUAGAAAAGACUUUUAGUUGCACUGCAUGAAUGUAGAACAGUGGCCUUUUGUUCAUUUUUACGGUGUUUCUGGUCUCAAACCUUUAUCGACAGCUUGUUUGCUUUUUUCUCCAUGCAUGGUGCUGUGAAGUGUUGGAGAAAGCUUGGGAGUUUUGUAGCAUCGCUCUUGAGGUGACUGCCUUCUAUCCAGGGGUUGUUGGUUUGGGUGUAUUCCUUUGUGCCAACACAUUUUGUUACCAACAUAUCAAUUCCAGUGUUCUAUUGUAGCACAAUUUUGUGAUAUUGUGUUUGAUUCUACUUUUUAAAAAUAAUCUAGAGUUUUAUAUGCACUGGAUCCAUCAAGGGUACAGUUUUGGCUUCCUGUAAAACUUUGGGGUUGGAUGUUUCAAUGUUGGAUGUCUUCUCCUUGGUUUUGGAGAAGUAUAUUUUCUUGAAUAUCCAUUAGUCCUGGGUAAUGCAUUCUUAGCUAUUUAGUGACAUAAAAUAAAGCUCUCUAAGCUUGAAAUUGGACACAAAAUUAUGAUUAUGAAAAAUCUGUUCACCCCAAAAGUGAUGGUUAUAGUAUGGGAAUGGGAAAUUUCAUCUUUCUAUACAAUAAAUGUAUAUGAAAAUCAUUAUAGAAAAGCCAAACUCUUCAUUUUAUCUCUGAAUUAUGCCUAGAUCAGAGUUUAUGAUUAAACAAAUGUAGCCACAUGAAAAAUGAUCUAUUUUCUAUAUACAAAAUACAGUGGCCUAAUACAUCGCCAUUCUAAAUAUUACAACUUUAAUAAUGCAUAAAAUGUUCACAGUUAAUACACUAGAUUUUCAUGUUAAUUAGAUAUUUUCAUAUAUGAUACGGGUUUAAAAUAUUACAUGUAUGAAAUCUACUGCAGAGUAAAUUGAAAGUAUUUUACUUAUAACCUUAAAUAUAUGUGCUAUUUUUUGGGGUUGCAAUGUAUUGAUUGCAAUAUUGAUAUAUGUGAAUGUAAAUUUCAUAUUGAGAUCUUUUAUACCUGUGUUUGCACUGUUCUGGAAUAAAAUGACAAUGAGAGACAGA
This is a messenger RNA of Ictalurus punctatus (channel catfish), 6597 nucleotides long. RefSeq names its product adenylate cyclase 1a (gene adcy1a). Gene Ontology annotation, cellular component: plasma membrane. The coding region runs from base 429 to 3800 and encodes 1123 amino acids. The record is from RefSeq and is a predicted model, not a curated record. Gene Ontology annotation, molecular function: adenylate cyclase activity. The transcript is spliced from 20 exons. Gene Ontology annotation, biological process: adenylate cyclase-activating G protein-coupled receptor signaling pathway; cAMP biosynthetic process; intracellular signal transduction. NCBI's taxonomy places the organism in Eukaryota, Metazoa, Chordata, Actinopteri, Siluriformes, Ictaluridae.